This is a messenger RNA of Penicillium macrosclerotiorum, 876 nucleotides long. RefSeq lists its product as uncharacterized. The transcript has 3 exons. The coding region runs from base 1 to 876 and encodes 291 amino acids. The record is from RefSeq and is a predicted model, not a curated record. NCBI's taxonomy places the organism in Eukaryota, Fungi, Ascomycota, Eurotiomycetes, Eurotiales, Aspergillaceae.
AUGGCAGGAACUUCCAGCCAGCGGAUGACAGUCGACCAAAUGUUGGAGAGAUACGGCAAAGGCCAAGUGGAGCAAGUCUUAUUCAUCCUCGAUUUUGAGCAAACGUUGGUUGACUAUCAAGAUAGAUUCGACCCCGACGAGGAUCCAAGCCUCUCUCCCGAUGUUCUUUGGAGAAUCAUGGCUCUGAAGUAUCAGUUCAAGGGCGGUCGUAACAACCUCGGGCUGUAUGGCCAAGAUGAAAUACACGAGUCGGUCAAGGUGAACAUCGAUGCAGUUCUAGCUGCAUAUCGCAAUGGGGGCUUGGAGGUUUCAAAGGACAUGAUAUCAGUGUGGUGGGCUGGGAAUCUGGUGAAGGGUCCGAUGAAGCGCAAAGACUGGAAUAGAGAUAGCCUUCCAAGCGACAUGCCAGAGUGGCGAGAGAAGUAUGGGCCGGGGCUGCCAUGGGUAGAGGAUUACAAUCUCAGAGUUAAGCUCAAAGGGUGGAAUGUUGGAGAUCCUGAAAUCAACAUUACCAAUGUUCUUGAUGACACCGGAUCCAACUACCUUGAGUUGUUCCUAGAUGACGCCGCUGCUUUGAUGCUUGAUUUCAACACGUACCCGUACUUUGGGGCUCCUGUAAUGGCAUUAACCGCAAAUGGGAUUACUUGGUAUCAUACCUUCCAAGUAAGGAUAUCGGUUCUACGAGGAGAUUUUUCACUUUUUGGUGUCUUCGGAGACUAUUGGUUCGACGCCUGGGCUGUCCUCCCACUAGCGACUUACUCUGGGCAAUAUCGUUGCUCUGGUCCAGCUUUACGCUUAAAAUACUAUACCGCCACUAAUCCAAUGGGGCGAAUGAUGAUCUCGAACAACAAGUCUGGACUGAGGGGUCUUCCCUGA